UAUGAAUAUAGAUAUAGAUUUAUCGCAUUCUACAACCGAUCACGCUAAUGUUCCCGUUUCCGCAAAUACAACAUACACCGCUGAUAUUUCAAACACUAUUAUAAAUUACGAUUCCAACGAUAUACAGUCCUUACGUAAUUCCGAACAACUUAAUAAAUUUUUCUCCGCGGAUUAUAACGGUCCGUUCACUACCAUUGCGGUACAUUCAGAUAUCAACCUAAAAAUUGAUCACUGGCACCCGUUAAAAUAUGCAAAAAUUUUUUCCACCAAUUUCAUUGGCAUCAACAACAUCAAACCAAUUGGUCAUAAAAAAAUCAAAAUCACCUUCAAUACUAAAGUUUCAGCCAACAACUUUCUCACCUCCCCUCUACUCGCAAACAUUGGAUUUACAGCAUAUAUUCCAUCUACGCUUAUCUACUCUUUCGGAAUUAUCAGAGUCGAUAGUUCCCUAACCGAAGAAGAUUUCUGGGAAGGACUUGAUAACACAGUCCGCGCUAUUGCCUUCAAACGCAUUUCAAUCAAAAAGGAUAAUGUCCUAACGCCUACUCGUGUUGUGGAAAUAAAAUUUUUAUCCCCCAAAAUCCCAGAUGCCGUAUCAAUUUACAACGUCAUUUUCAAAAUUUCUCCUAGCGUCCGUUCUCCCAUACAGUGCAAUAACUGUUUGCGAUUUGGCCACACGGCUAAAUUCUGUCGCAGUAAAUCCAAAUGCAGCCACUGUGGCUUAAAUGACCAUUCAUUAACUACUUGCCCUUCAAUCAACGCAACAGAUCCAGUUUGCAUCUUCUGUAAACUCCCCCACCUCUCCACUGACCGGAAUUGCCAAGAGUGGUCAUUCCAAAGGGAUGUUAAGAAAAUUAUGGCUACGGAAAACUUACCCUUCCGCGAAGCAGUCUCUCUCAAGAAAAAUAAUUACUCCUCAAGUGCAUUUAGCUAUUCAAAUAUUGUUAAUAAACAGUCUGUGUUAAAUCCUUCUCAUCAAGUUCCGGAUACCUCCACUAACUCUUUCCCCCCGUUAACCUCUCAAUCACAUUACCACCAUACACCUCAUAGGAAGUAUAACAAUCAUUCUUCUCACUCUAAACAAAAACAAUUUCACGUUCCCAACCAAUCUAAUUUUUCCCUACCAAAUGGGCACUUCAUAGAUUAUGCUAGUAAAAAUCGGUCCCAGGAUCCCAAACCUCCUCAAUUUGACCUAACCUGGGUCAAUGCCUUCUGCAUCAAACUCUCCGAAUCCUUAUCCAACUCCCCUAGCCUCUCUCCCUUAUCUCCCUCUUCCCUUCAAAACUUAAUUGAAUCAUCCCUUAUGUCUUGUCUCUCGAUUCCAAAAAUCUCCGUUAUUUCUUCUAAUGGUCAAUAUUCUACAAUGGAAUGUUCGUAG
Molecule: messenger RNA, 1378 nt
Organism: Rhopalosiphum padi (bird cherry-oat aphid)
Lineage: Eukaryota; Metazoa; Arthropoda; Insecta; Hemiptera; Aphididae
Exons: 1
Coding region: 2-1378 (458 amino acids)
Molecular function (GO): nucleic acid binding; zinc ion binding
Source: RefSeq, a predicted model, not a curated record